AUGGAAAAACCGCCGCCUCCGGGUGCUCAUGUACCCGAUUUCGACAAACUGAAAGUCGACACCAACCCCGCCGCUCGUGAUGUGGAUGUUGGCCAAGUACUGGAUGUUGAAUCCAUUCCAAAGGUUGAGAAGAGGGUUCUUUGGAAGCUCGACCUGCUCCUGAUCCCUCUCAUGGCAAUAUGCUACAUGUUACAGUAUAUGGACAAACUAGCCCUCAGCCAAGCAACUCUCUUUGAUCUUCGAGAAGAGAUGGGCCUGAAAGACAACCAAUAUAACUGGGCAUCGGCCAUAUUCUACUUUGGAUAUUUUACUUGGAGCUGGCCCAGCUCUUAUCUCAUUGUUCGACUUCCCCUGGGCAAGUACCUGAGUCUAGCGGUCUUCUUAUGGGGUGGCAUUCUUAUGUGCCAUGCCGCCUGUACUUCAUUCAGUGGGCUUAUGGUGGCCCGGUUUUUCUUGGGGAUAGGAGAGGCAUCCAUCGCUCCUGGAUUUGCUAUCAUCACAGGUAUGUUCUACAAAAGAGAAGAGCAGCCUGCGCGACAAGCAGCCUGGUUCUUUGGCAACUCCAUCGCAAGUGUUGUCGGGGGAAUGGUCGCGUAUGGAAUCGGCGAGAUCCAUGGUAGCGCGCUCAGUGGCUGGCAGCUGUUGUUCCUCAUCCUUGGGUCGAUCACUGCUGGCUAUGGAAUUGUUCUUGGUGCACUCCUCCCCGACUCACCGGUCAAGACGAUUUUCUUCAACAAAGCCGAGAAGGCAAUUGCACUGCGCCGAACCCUCAAGAAUAAGACCGGCGUUAUGGACGCGGGCAAGUUCAAAUGGAGCCAGGUCCUGAUGGCAAUCAAGGACCCUCAGACAUGGUUCCUUGUGUUGUACAUGUUUUGCGUGAACCUCUGCAAUGGUGGUAUUACCAGUUUCUCCUCCAUCAUUAUUCGUGGCUUUGGGUUCCCCAAGCUCAAGGCCCUUUUGAUCCAGAUGCCUAUCGGAGUGGCACAGGUUGUCUUUCUCGUUUUCACCUCUGGUUUCGCUACUCUCGUGCGCUCGACCCGAAUUAUCAUGAUGAUCCUGAACACGACUGUAUCCAUGAUCGGCAUGAUUAUGAUCUGGAGGCUGGGGGAGGGAAACCGAGCGGGCAAGAUGACAGGUCUGUGUCUGGGAGCAGUUUUCGCUGUCAAUAUUCCGCUGUCGCUCAGCCUGAUCAGCUCAAACGUCGCCGGCUUCACGAAGAAAAGCACCGUUAGUGCACUCAUGUUUGUCGCCUACUGUAUAGGGAACAUUGUUGGCCCGCAGUUCUUCAUACCAUCGGAGGAACCUGAGUAUCCGACCGGCAUCAAAGCUGCCAUGUCAGGCUUGGUUUUUGGGGUUUUUUUCUUGAUCUGCCUCUACAUCUUCUACACAGGGGAAAACCAUCGACGAGACCAAGUGUAUGGAUCACCCAGGCAAUUGACCGAGGCGGAAGAAUUACAAGACGAGCUAUCCAACAAGACCGACCAUGAGAUAGAAAGCUUCCGAUAUGUACUUUGA
Molecule: messenger RNA, 1515 nt
Organism: Penicillium alfredii
Lineage: Eukaryota; Fungi; Ascomycota; Eurotiomycetes; Eurotiales; Aspergillaceae
Exons: 4
Coding region: 1-1515 (504 amino acids)
Biological process (GO): dipeptide transport; allantoate transport; transmembrane transport
Cellular component (GO): plasma membrane
Molecular function (GO): dipeptide transmembrane transporter activity; allantoate transmembrane transporter activity
Source: RefSeq, a predicted model, not a curated record